CUACUGAGUGAUUUUAUCAAAGACAAUUUUUUUUAAAUAAAUAUUCCUCUUUGUCUUUGGCCAGUCUAAAAAAAUUCCUAAAUGUGUGUUGUAAAAUUUUGUUGCUUUGUUUUUCCGUAUAAUUUUCUCUUUGAGAAAAUAUUAUUGUUUUCUUCGUAUUAGAAAAUGACAGCAGAGAACGAAAGGGAAAUAUAUCACAAAUUAGAAGCUAUGAAAGAAAUCAGGAACAAAACCAUCACUCUGGAGCGACUGAAGCGCAGCAUCCUGAACGAGGUGCGCAGCGGGGACCAGGAGGGGCGCUGCCUGGCACAGUACAAGCGCGAGAUGGAGCUGCUGCAGCAGGAGAAGAUGAGCCACGUGGAGGAGCUUCGCCAGAUACAUGCUGACAUCAACGCGAUGGAGACGGUGAUCAAGCAGACAGAGGAGAGCAUGUCGCGCAAGUUGUCCAACGCGUCGCGCCUGCACGAGGACUACCGCCCGCUCAAGACGGAGGUGGACCUGCUGCGGCGCCAGUGCCUGGGCCUGGAGCGCCUGCCCGACCUGCACGAGGAGGAGGGCAGCCCCAUCACCCCCGACCGCUUCCCGGCGGCGGCGCCCGCGCGCGGCGCGUUCCUGGCGCCGGCGCCGCGCAAGCCGCCGCCGCCGCCGCCCGCGUUCAGGUCUGCUCUCGAACAAGAUUUCCUUACCGUCUCGCUGAGGCAGCAGCCGCCGCCCAUGAAGUCCUGCCUGUCGUGCCACCAGCAGAUCCACCGCAACGCGCCCAUCUGCCCGCUGUGCAAGGCCAAGAGCCGCUCGCGGAACCCCAAGAAGCCCAAGAAAAAAUAAAAUUCCCCUCGCCGGGCGACGCCGCACCGCACGCGUCCGCCGAGCGUUCGCUGCGUCCGCCGGACGCGUCACGCGACGCCGCGAACUGUCAAACUGUGCGACGGACGCGCGCGACUCAUCGGUCGCUCCCGAGCGCUCCGCUUCGGCGCCAGUGCGACGGCCGUUCAUUUGAAAACCGUUCCGCGAUCGUCGCGCGCCGCGCCCACAGCUUUGUUACAAUUUAUACAUUUGCGGGUCAGUCGAACCGCGCGCCGCGCUCGGGCUCCUCCCCUUUCAAGGUCACAAAAGUCGCAUCGGCGUCAUUAAACUUAAGAGAGCGUCUCGAUUUAGUUGAAGAUGGUCCAUCACGUCGAACGAACGGUUCGGCGUGAACGGCCGUCCCGAACGUUUCUGUUGUACUCGCGUACUGCACUGUUUGCGUACGCACACGCGUCGUGACGUAAUGUGUAGGUAUAGAGAGGUAAAGUUUGUGGUGUUUCAGAGGUAAUGUUUGCAUGUGCUCACACCGCGGAGCGGCGACUAGUUGUUCACAUCGUAACUAGCCGACGCCCGCGGUCUCAUCCUUGUAGUUCCCGUUCACGUGAGAAUACGUGUAUAAAAUAGCAUCGCACACACAAAUAACGUGGAUUUUUAGUGUUAAAAGAUUUUUUUUUAAAUUCAGUAGAUCCAAAGAUUACCACUAUUGACCUCUUAUAAAAAAAGGACGCACGAUCAUGUAGAAAAUUGCACUCAAAAACCCAUUUUUUUGACAGUUUUAAAAUUAUUGGUAAAGAAAAUUAUACCUAAAGGCCUUUCUUUAAAUACAGCCCAAUAUCAAUAAAAUCCCAAAUUCAGAGCAAAUUCAACAUUAUGAUUUGAGUUUAAGGUUCAAUUUGCAAAUGCGACUACUUGAAUGGAGUGCCAAGAAGUUGUGUUUGGCGCUCAUUGAGUGAGGACGUUGUUAUCGCAAUACCACAAACUUUACCUCUUCAUAAUAUGAGAGACAAGUCAGGACUUGACAGUGAUCUCACAUCGUAUAUCAGAGUAGCAUUGCAUGAUAUAUGCAUGCCGGCGCCGCGGACGUCACUUGCCAUCGCGUGAGUGGGUGCAGCGCCGGCGCCGCCGGAGCCGUCGAUGUUGUACAUACUUGUGUAGCUGUUAGUAGUAAUGAGUACCUGCGGGUACCAUGUUGCAGUCACUAGUCUUUAACUAAUUAUAGUACUAUAAUUAUUAUUCAUAACUCAGCGAAGGUGCCGCCGCGCCUCGCAGCUUCUGUUUCUUUUACACCGAAUAUGAUGAAGCAUUAUCUCAAUUAACUAUUUAUAUUCCUACGUAUAAUCAUCACAUAAAAGCAUAAUAUUUGUAUUAUUUUUAAUGUCGUAAAUCGCAGAAAACACUAACAGGUACAGCGAUAUAUGAUAGCUCCGACUAAGUCGCCCAACUAAUAAAUUGGACACCGGUCAUAUCAGAGUCGUGAUUCACUUUCGGUUGACAUAUUAAAAAGUUGUCCAACUAAAUUGUAAGUGAGCGAGCACCCUCAGAAGGGUCCCAGACUUGUUCGCGCCCCGGGAUGUACGUACGUACGAGGAGGCAGAUUUUUGCUAUUAAGACGACUUAUGAAAAUGCCUCGUAAAUAAAGUGUUGUUAGCUCCCAAAGAUUGUUUACUAUUAGAUAUGUCAUUUGUCUACAAAAUCACCGCAAAAGGUGAUCCGAGUUUAAACUCCAAGAGGCCUGGCGCACUCCGUGUUUUAGCAAAAACGUACAGGUACAUGAUCGCGGUACCCUAGGGGGGCUUGAACAGGCGAGUGUCGCCGCUCGGAUCGGACGCUUUUGCAUACGCUGCGCGACGUGCCUCGACCGUUCGUUAUCGUUCGUAAUAUUAUUAACCAAAAAAAUAAUGAGAAAAAGAUAUUGUGCAUUUGGUUGCAAAAAUAAUUAUAAGGAUCGCAGAUUCGCGUUUUUCAAACUUCCAAAGGAUGUAGUAUGGUAAAAAAAAUAUUUUAAGUAGGUACAUAAUUAAUAAUAUCUACCGAAUACUUAUAUUAUGAUACCAUGUACCUGUGCGUUUUUGCUAAAACACGGAGUGCGCCAGGCCUGGUGGAGUCUAAAUUCGGAUCACCUUUUGCGGUGAUUUAGCAGGCAAGUGGCAUGUCUAAUAGUAUAAAAUGUUAGUUGGUGCAACACGCCGAGCCGGCACCGCCGCCGCUGGUGACGCAGCGCAGUGGUUGCAUGCUGUGACUUGAACUUUACUGAUUUUCUGCGUCUUACGAAAAUUUUUUAACUAGCGAACGUCCACAUUAAAUGUUUUUCACAAAUCUACCAAUGAAAGUUCCAUUGAAUUCGUUACAGAUAUUAGCUCAGAUAGACAGACAUGACCAAAAUUUUUUAAAAAAAGCUUGAUUAUGUUUUAUUAGUAUCGUGUAAAUAAUUAUAAACAUUUGAGUUAUUUUGGAAUAGUGGAUAGAAGCAGGCGUUACUUUGCGGAAGUUCAUCAUGAAUAGAUAAAAAAAUAUUUAUUUUGCUAUCAUCCGCAAAAAAACUGUUGAUGCACGUUGUAGUCAACAUCUCCUGAGGAUGCUCCGGUCUCGGGUGAAACGUACGUAGAGAGUUUUUUGUUGCAUGGGUUCGUCGGCUUUUCGCGGAUGAUAGCAAAAUAAAUAUUUUUUUAUCUAUUUUGGAAUAAUAAACAGACACUUCAAUUGAAUUUAUACUUAUGUAUUAAUAAAUUAACUAAUUCACUCGAUUGUAUUGUAAAUUAUUUAUUUAUAUUGAUAAAGUUGAUGAACGGUGGAAUAGUCCACCGUUGUGUGAGCGGCCCGCGCAGCUCGGGCAGCGGUCGCCAGCCACUAGAUGACUCGAUCGUACAAGUAUCGUCUGGCUGGUGGGAGGCUUCGGCCGUGGCUAGUUACCACCCUACCGGCAAAGACGGCCAAGCGAUUUAGCGUUCCGUAUGAUGCCGUGUAGAAACCGAAAGGGGUGUGGAUUGUAUUUUAUGCUCUUCACGUUUUUCAGUGCAACUACUGGAUCACAGUGCCUAGUGGCAGUCUUCAUACUGUGACGAUCGCGUAACCGUAAACGCGAAUUUCUAAGGAAUUAAAACAGCGCCAUCUAGUGGCACUGCACUACUGCACAACUAUUUCAAUUCCUCACAAAUUCGCGUUUACGGUAACGCGAUAGUCACAGUAUGAAAAUAUUGGAAACCGCCACUGGGCACAGUGUUGCAAGACGGGGACACGAUCAACUCGACUGCAACAUUGCGGCGGUACCCGUCAAAUAAGGAUUUAACCUCGGAAUGAGAGCUAAUAAGACAUAAAAAAAUAAUAAAAACUCGCUGUAGGUCAAGUUACUCAAAAGGUAAUUAAUUGGUCAUAAAAAUCAGUAUUUCGUGAUUAUCUCGUAUAGCUCCAAUGAUGUUAACAUUUAUUAUUGACAUUAUAGAGCGUUAACGUACCUACCCGGUCACGCUUCACUUUGACUAAUGUGCGCUACUUCCACCCUACCCUACCCUACUGCUAUCCUACUGCUAUCCUACCGCUGCCCUAACCCUACCCUACCGUACACUUUUCUAUUUUUAGCUUCCUACCUUGAAAACUGCGAGAAGUCCCAUGUAAAAUUUCACCCCCCUCUUUAAGGGGUUGGGGGCGGAUUAAAAAAAAAAAAUGAUUCAUGCAUGGUUUUUUUUUUUCACUAGUCACAUUUAGUCUCCACACCAUUUUUUAUCUUUCUACCUUGGAAAUUGCGGAAUGCUCCAUACAAACUCCCCCCCCCCCAUUAUAGGAAAACGGGGGGUCAGAAAGAGACAAAAAGUAGCCUAUGUCAUUCUCCAUUCUUUCAACUAUCUCCACUUACAAAAACACGUGAAACCGUCGCUCCGUUUUGACGUUACAGACGGACAAACAGACACACACACUUCCACAUUUAUAAUAUUAAAAAUAUAUUAAAAUAGAGCAUAAAAUUGGUGACAAAUUCUGCAGAGGUAGACUGGUACUAAUAUUUUUUAAAUUUAAACUAUUUACAAUAAAUACGACAUGUCUCAUGAUAGCUUAUGAAAAGUUCGAGACGACUUUUAGAACACUGAAAUGAAGGUACCUACUUGCACGAGCUCAUUAUCUUUCAAUCCGAGGUUGAGCUCGUAAGUAGCUUUGACUGGCGUUGUGUUGUGUUGUGGAAAUGUAACGUCGCGUGUAAAUACUUCUCAGUGUAAUAAAUGAAUGUGUGAAUAAUAUUUGUUUUUAUAAUAUACAAUUUUCAUGUCA
Messenger RNA from Bicyclus anynana (squinting bush brown), 5061 nucleotides. Its product is annotated as zinc finger C4H2 domain-containing protein. The record is from RefSeq and is a predicted model, not a curated record. The coding region runs from base 166 to 825 and encodes 219 amino acids. The transcript is spliced from 5 exons. Gene Ontology annotation, biological process: positive regulation of neuron differentiation. Lineage: Eukaryota; Metazoa; Arthropoda; Insecta; Lepidoptera; Nymphalidae. Gene Ontology annotation, cellular component: nucleus.